AUGGAUCCUCGUAUGAUAAUUGAUGAAAAGCCGCAAACAAGUUCGACUUUUGAUCCAUAUGUAAUCAAGUAUGAAGCACUGAAAGCAAAAUAUUCCUAUAUUCAGGAGAGCAACAAUUUGUUGAGAAAUCGUCUCUAUCACGUAAAAAAGGAAAUUGUUUAUUUGGAGAGAUUAAAGCGAGUUCUUUGCAAUAAGCUUCUUGCAAGUAAUGAUGAAUUUUUUGUUGCACAAUUGGAGAUACCAGAUGAUGAAGGUGGCAGCAGUGAGGAGCAAAUGAAGAAGCGAAUGGUGCCACUCAUUCAAUCGAUCACUCAACAAGAGAAUCGAUCCAAAGAAGUUGGGCACCCUUCACCAGCCAGACCACCAAGGAAGAGGAAACCGCCACCAAUGAAUCACGGGAACACUCAAAUGCAAUCCUUUCCAUUAUCCAUUCCAAUCUCGUCCACUCCCACCUCAGCCUCGUCGAGUGUUCCCCAAUCGCCGCUAGCCGCCUCUUGUUCAACUCCACCGAUUUUGUUUAACUCAGAUCCUCAG
Molecule: messenger RNA, 534 nt
Organism: Mesorhabditis belari
Lineage: Eukaryota; Metazoa; Nematoda; Chromadorea; Rhabditida; Rhabditidae
Source: the annotation of a GenBank genome assembly